AUGAAACCGCUGAAUCCAAUUCAUGCCAAGGAGCUGUUUUGUUGGCAUGCUUUCCUACAACAAUAUCCAAGAAAUGAAUUUGAGGGACUUUUUAAAAAAUUCUUAGAAGCUUGUAGUGGGUUACCGCUGUCUCUUAAAGUCCUUGGUGGACAGCUUUAUGGAAAUUUCAGGAGAGAUCACUGGGAGGCAGAGUUGCAGAAAUUCUCUAAGAUAGUACCCAAGGAUAUAAAAAAUAGGCUCAAAAUAAGUUAUGAUGCAUUAUAUGAUGAAGGGAAAGAGGCAUUUUUGGAUACUGCGUGUUUCUUUAUUGGAGAGAAAAGCAAUACAGCAAUUGAAAAAAGGAUUGGCCUUCGAGGAAUUGUGGCCAGCCCAUUUCGAACGGAGUUGGACUUCGAAGAUAGUUUGCCUCCUGAGGAGUUUGGUUAUUGCUCAUCGCACACUGAACUUAUGGUUAACACAAACAGAGGAAUUUGGACACUGGCGCCAUCUAUACUUGGAUUAAAAAUUAUUGUGGCUCGAGGUCAGAAUUUAAAUCAUGUAAUUAGUGAAGUAUCAAGAGGUUUGGUCUGGCUCCGCUGGUUCUAUAUUGGGCAGAGAAAUCUUCAGUCACUAAGUCUCCUGAAAAAUUUAAGGAUUUUAGAACUCUAUGAAGAUUGGAGGCGUAAAAAACAUCACUUACGAGAGCUUUGGGUGGCUGAAUCCGCUGCUCCUUUGCAGUUAAGAGAGUUGGUUAUUUAUGGCUGCCGAGAAUGCCAAGGAUUUCCAAAGACAAUAGGAUAUCUCAAGCAUUUGAAGAAAAUAGUCCUUGAUUCGAAGGCUUUCCGGAUGAUGAAUGUGGUGAGUCUUCCAGAAGAAUUCUGCCUUCUACAAUCGCUGGAGCAUCUGGAAUUAAAUCAAUGUGUUGAGCUGUCCUCACUGCCUAACAGAAUCGGCAAUUUGAAAAAUCUGCGUCAUCUAGCUUUAGGAGGGUGCAACAAAUUGGGGAGGUUGCCAGAUUCUUUUAAGCACUUGACGCUUCUGCAACAUCUGGACUUAAGGGGAUGUGGUAAUCUUACCUUUAUGUCGGACAUUAUGGAAAAAAUGUCAAAGUUGCGAUCAGUUGGAAGAGUUGCCUCUUCACAUCACAAAUCAGGCGUCCUUGAGACAUCUCUACUUAAAAGAUAUGAAGAGGUUAACAGAGGUUCCAAUGAAGAUCAGUCAACUGAGCAAGUUGCGAGAAUUUGGCAUUGGGAGUAAGUCGUUGAGAAGCUUGGCUACCUCUCUUGGAGAUUUGUCUUCCUUGUCCGAACUUCACAUUGAAGGAUGUGAAAUGCUGGAAUUUUUACCAGACACUUUGGGGAGUCUUAAUCUCUUAGAGACAUUAUAUAUAACAUCUUCAGGAGUAAAGUUUUUACCGUGCAGUCACCUGAAUAAUCUUGAAACAUUGUCAAUAUGGAAUUUACCGGUCAGAGAAUUGGAUCUUGGGAAGGGAUCUUCUAGUUCUUCUUUGUGCAAGCUGAAGUAUAUAUAUAUCUACAAGGAAAUGAAAUGUCCAGGAUUUCCAUCUCAGAAGACUCUUGUCCCGGUUUUUUGCUGCUCAUGGUUGGAAAUAAUGACCAUCUAACAGAGAUAGAAGUCCUACCAAGGACAGUCAGUGGCCUGUGGAUAAGUAAAUGUCCCAAGUUGUAUGCGCUUCCCAGUUUUGCUCAGUUACCUUCUCUCCGAGAAUUUGAACUGAGCGGUUGCGACUUAGUGAAGAAAAUACAAGGUUUGCAACAUUGCAGAGCAUUGGAGGUGUCUAAAGCAGAGACAUGGUGGGAGGUGUCGGAUGUACCAAGUUUGUGGUGCAUGGAAAGAUUGAGGACGGUGCAUCUCAGAGUGACGAGGAAACCAUUUCUUGAAGGCUGCAUUCAAAGAGUGCAGAUAUUGCCCGGCGAAAUAAUAGUUUGUGCGCCCGCGGUCCGAAAUGCGGCCUCACUUGUAAACUCCUUGGCCUUUCCGACUCUUUCUCUCAUUGACUCCUGCUCUAACGUGAAAAUUGGUUAGCGCCCCCCGCCUGAAUUGGUACGGAAGCAGCCCACCGAUAGCAAUGCCCUUAUUGUAUGUUUUGUUAUUAAUUGUGUUGCUCCGCAUAUGAAUUUCCUGACUAUGGAUGGAAGAAGAGAAAUGGAUGACACACUUUACAUUGAUUGGGAUAUGUUUUCCACAAUGUAUUCUACAGAGGUAAAGGACAGAAAAUGGGUAUUGAUAUCUGUCUUCACACCACGCUCCAAAUGGUACACAUCAAACAGGUAUAAGAUAUUGUCACGUCAUGGAGGCGAAGUGGAAAGAGGAUUGUUUAUGAUGGGAGAAGAUCAUAGAGUUUGGGAAGCUUUCCUCUGCUUAUGGGGAUUGAUGGAAAUUUUAUUUUGCCACAUUUAACCCUAUAUACCUACUCAAAUUUCAUGUAGAAAGGAGAUGAUGCUUUUCUAGUAUAACAAGAGCUGCAAUGCAGUAUAGUUCCUAUCAAAUGCUGGCAAGGCGGG
Molecule: messenger RNA, 2504 nt
Organism: Cryptomeria japonica (Japanese cedar)
Lineage: Eukaryota; Viridiplantae; Streptophyta; Pinopsida; Cupressales; Cupressaceae
Product: probable disease resistance protein RPP1
Exons: 4
Coding region: 1-1236 (411 amino acids)
Biological process (GO): defense response to fungus
Source: RefSeq, a predicted model, not a curated record